AUGUCGAAUCCGACUGAGAUUCUCAUUGAGAAACUCAAGCUUCAACGUCUCCUCUGCGAGAGAGUAUUUGUAAAAUGGGAAGAUCAAUCAGGUACAUCUUGUACAUUAGGUUCCCGUUUGAAUCAGAACAAGCAGAAUCUCAAAUUUUGCCUAGCUGUAUAUUAUGAUACAGAAGGAUAUAUCCAUGUUCAUUUUUCCCUUAAAGUAUCUAUUACACUUUCAGGCAACAAACAGGAAAUGGAGAUGUUAUUGGUUGUUCCUCCAAAUGCCAACUUCGCAGAUCCUUCCGAACCUUGUUUAAUAUCGAAUAUCGAUGAGUUAUCUCAUAUCGAUGCUUCUGCUAUUCAUGAGGCUGAAAUUAGCGAUUCAGUAUCUGUUUUCCGUAUACAAUUCGAUCUGUCUACAAAUGGGUUCAUCGUUAUGAAGAAAAAGAGUACAACUAUUAAGCCACGGAACACAAGCUCAACCAAAUUGAUUUGUGGCCUCGAAUCUCUAUCUAGGACGAAAACCUUCACCGUAUAUAUCAAGCCAAAUGAUUAUGCGCUGGUAGGUAUACAAGAGGUUCGCAAUCGCUUAAGCGAAACUGGUAGUCCUACCAACCUACACAAACCCAACAUGAAGGAAAUGUAUAUUCGAUGUGCACCUGAAUUAGUGGAAUGGAGUGAAUUUGACCCAACAUCACUACCACCAGUAUAUACCGAGAAUGAUCAGUUGAUUCCGGAAGUGCAGGUUCCCCAGUCACCGCCAACCAUUUUGGAACAGCAAACCCCAUCAAUCAAUACUAUCGAAAUGGUGAUUGCGGAAACACCAACUCCUACUCGAAUUAGCCCGAGCCCUGCACCGGUGCUGCAUGGCAUCUUCUCUCCUAGCAUCGAAGAACCGACUCGUACUCCAAUUAGCCCGAACCUUUCACAGCCGCGUGACAUCUCCUGUCCUAGUAUCGAAGAGUUGCACGAUAUCGAAGAACAGUUAAGACAUGUGGUAGAGAGUUCGAGAUAUAUCGCAACGAACUGCAACAUAAACUCAAACGAAGAACAUCUCGUUAACUUGAAUUCUCAAGAACAACCAAAUCAGCAAGCAAUUUCAAAGAUACUUAAGUCGAAGUUUGUGAACUGGAUACACAGAGCAAGGCUGAUAAACUCAAAUGUAUACAAACACAAACGUUUAAAUACUAAGCUAACAAUUCUGGGUAAUUGUAUCCGUACAUCUAAUACUAAAGUAUUUGAUGCUAUUGUACCCUGGUGUUCUGCGCUAUUGUUCUACAACCCAUUUGAUUCCGACAACACUCUCGAGUUAUAUGAGAAGAGAAAUCGAUGGCUUAUCUCAGAUAUAGCUGAGCUGAUUAAAUGGGCUAAUGAAGUUCACUAUGGCGCCGAGAUGACUUCGUCAUUGGUAAAUGAUUUUAUAAAGCUAGGUGAUAUUGCUCGCGCGGUUGCUCUACACCCUGGAUAUAACAAAGACGAGUAUGAGCUUCAGAAAAGUCUUUGUAUUGUUAAUGUAUUUAUAGAAUUUGGCAAGCCGGGUGCUAGUAUGACCACGGCUGUUUCUCGAAAAAGCUUGGAAACUGACAGCAAUAAUCCGUCUAAGCGAGUAAAGAUAUAA
This is a messenger RNA of Botrytis porri, 1602 nucleotides long. RefSeq lists its product as uncharacterized. The record is from RefSeq and is a predicted model, not a curated record. The coding region runs from base 1 to 1602 and encodes 533 amino acids. The transcript has a single exon. Lineage: Eukaryota; Fungi; Ascomycota; Leotiomycetes; Helotiales; Sclerotiniaceae.